Messenger RNA from Polychytrium aggregatum, 1438 nucleotides. Its product is annotated as pyridoxal phosphate-dependent transferase. The record is from RefSeq and is a predicted model, not a curated record. The transcript has 20 exons. Bases 84 to 1307 code for a protein of 407 amino acids. Gene Ontology annotation, molecular function: pyridoxal phosphate binding; L-tyrosine:2-oxoglutarate transaminase activity. Gene Ontology annotation, biological process: aromatic amino acid metabolic process; biosynthetic process. NCBI's taxonomy places the organism in Eukaryota, Fungi, Chytridiomycota, Chytridiomycetes, Polychytriales.
UCUUGCUCCUCCGCCCCACAGUCGGUCGUCCCCCCCCCACACACUCCCGAUCUCGUCCCUCGCCCGCUCACGACCAUCUCGCCAUGUCGUCCAAGGAAUGGAACGUGCCUGCCUCUCUCGUCAGCAAGCGCACCAAGAAUCCCAUCCGCGCCAUCGUCGACCACCUCAAGGUCGUUCCCAACAAGGAGAAGCAUUUCAUCUCGCUCGCCCUCGGUGACCCCACAACCUUUGGCAACUUCAAACUGGAGGAGAGUUGCGUCGAUGCCGUCAAGUCUCAUCUUUUGAGCUACAAGGCCAACGGCUAUCCCCCUUCCAUUGGGUACCCCCAGGCUCGUGAAGCCCUCGCCAAGCACUAUACCACCCCCGAAGCCCCGUUGACUGCCAACGACGUUGUCAUCGGCAGUGGAUGCAGCGAUGCCUUGAAUCUUUGCAUCGGCGCCAUCGCCAACGAAGGACAGAACAUCCUCCUCCCAUGUCCCGGCUUCUCUCUCUAUGAGACCCUUGCCAGUUCCAAAGGCAUCGAGUGUCGCUUCUACAACCUGCUGCCGGGAAAAUCCUGGGAGAUUGAUGUCCCCCACCUGGAGAGCCUGAUCGACAAAAACACAGCCGCUAUUUUGAUCAACAACCCCAGCAACCCUUGUGGCUCUGUGUACAAAAAAUCCCAUUUGCUCGAGAUUUUGUCUGUCUGCGACAAGCACAAGAUCCCUCUCAUCUCUGAUGAAAUCUACGCCGACAUGGCCUUUGAAGGACACGAGUUCAUUCCCAUCGCCACUCUGACCAAGACCGUGCCUGUGCUGACCUGUGGUGGUCUGGCCAAGAAGUUCCUCGUUCCUGGCUGGUGUGUAGGAUGGGUCUUGAUCCAUGACCGCAACAACAUCUUCCAUGAGAUUCGCCAAGGAAUCGUCAGCCUCUCUCAGCUUACUCUCGGAGCCAACUCGCUCAUCACUGCCUCCAUCCCCGACUUGCUGAACGCACCCAAGGAGUUUUAUCAGGCCACGAUGGCCCAGCUUGAGGCCAACGCUCGUGUCAGCAAGGAGCUCCUGAGCAACAUCCCUGGCUUGGUUCCUGUCUUCCCCCAGGGCGCCAUGUACCUUAUGGUCGAGAUCCAGCUCGAUCAGUUCCGCGAUAUCACCAGCGACCUUGACUUUGUUGAGAAGCUUGCUGGCGAGGAGUCGGUCCUCUGUCUCCCUGGAAAGUGCUUCCGAUGCCCCAAGCCCUUCAUUCGAAUUGUCUUCACCCCUCCCAAGGACCAGCUUGCUAUUGCCUACCAGCGCAUCCGCGAGUUCUGCAAGCGCCAUCACAUUUGAGCACACGAUCUCAAGGCUCGCCCACCCCAUCAAUACAAACAUGUUCAGACAAUAUCGACGCCUUCCCUAUGAGAGAUAGCACCGAUUCUUGCUGCCCUUUCGGCCUGCAGUCCAGCGGCACUGUCGCCGUG